This is a messenger RNA of Diaporthe batatas, 1895 nucleotides long. RefSeq lists its product as uncharacterized. NCBI's taxonomy places the organism in Eukaryota, Fungi, Ascomycota, Sordariomycetes, Diaporthales, Diaporthaceae. The transcript is spliced from 2 exons. Bases 460 to 1722 code for a protein of 420 amino acids. The record is from RefSeq and is a predicted model, not a curated record. Gene Ontology annotation, molecular function: FAD binding.
CGAGACAGGCCCCCUGCAAACAUGCGACUCCCUGCAAACAUACGCCCCAACUUGGCGCGCACAUGCAACUAGGUCUCGGACAAGAGACAGCACCGGACCACUGACACGUUGACAUGACUUAUUACCUAGGUAGCUAUCGGGCCUAGCUCGUUGGGCGCAGAAUGGUGACGUAUCGUUGGGAUUAAAGCCCUUCACGACGUGCUUCUCGGCCUCGGCAUUGGUACACCUCCGACGUCCGCCCCAGCACUGUGCGGCCUGGGACGGCCGAUUCACCGACCGACCAGCAAGCAUAAUGGGUACCACAGAUGUUUUAUGGUGUUCAUAAAUGUUUCAAACUGCCCCGUAGUAUGAGCAGAUCGAUUUAGACAACAGUGGUGCCUUAUAUCAACAGAAUACGACAAACUACCGGUACCUAGAGAUCAGCCAAGUCCCAGAUCGUUCCUACAGCUGCCAUUCACCAUGACACAGCUGAAAGUUCUCAUUGUCGGCGGCGGAAUCACUGGCCCCGCUCUCGCCCAUUGGCUCUCAAAGCUUGACUGCGAUAUCACUAUCGUAGAGCGAGCGCCAGAUCUGCGUGCUUCGGGUCAGCAGAUAGACCUCCGAGGCGAGGGCGUGACCGUUAUGCGUAUGAUGGGUAUCGAGUCGGCUGUCAGAGCCAAGGUCGUCCAAGAGGAUGGCAGCGAGUUCGUGGAUAAGAAUGGCCGCAGGUUGGCCUACUUUGGAGCCAACAAGACAGGCCAGGGAAAACAGAGCCUGACAUCUGAGUUUGAAAUCAUGAGAGGCGACCUCGUACGCAUCCUAUACGACCUGACCAAGGACAAGUCUACGUACAUAUUUGGAAAUUCGGUCGAAGAAAUUGAGCAGACCGGUGACGGGGUGCACGUCAAAUUCUCGGACGGUAGGGAAGACCACUUCGACUUGGUGGUUGGCGCGGACGGGCAGAGCUCCAGGACGCGGAGAAAAGCAUGGGGCCCUGGUGCGAAGGAUCCUUUCAACUUUCUGCAGCUCUAUCUCGCCUACUUUACCGUACCUAAAGGCAAGCAGGAUACCAUGGUUGCGAAGAUUUACAACAUACCCGGUCGCCGCGUCAUAGCCACUAGAGUCGACAACCCGAGGACUAUGCAAGUCUAUCUCGGGUAUCUUGAAAAGGGCGGUCAUGCGAUGGAGGAUGCGCUAAAGAGCGGCGAUGUGAAGAAGCAGAAGCAGCUUUGGGCAGACAUGUACAAGGAUGCCGGUUGGGAAGCCCCGAGGCUAAUAGAUGGCAUGCUUCACUCGCCUGAGGCGAACGACUUCUACUUCCAAAAGAUUGGCCAAGUCAAGAUGGACAAAUGGUCUCGAGGUCGAGUUGUCCUUGUCGGUGACGCGGGCUAUACACCUUCCCCCCUGACGGGAAAAGGCACCUCUCUUGGCCUCAUCGGCGCCUAUGUCCUCGGAGGCGAGCUUGCCAGGCACCUUGAGAGUUGCAAAGAUGUUGGACAAGCAGUCGACGCGGCUCUCGAAUCCUAUGAGACAGUUCUUCGACCGUGCGUCGACAAGGCGCAGGAAUUGUUCAGAGGCGUCCCCGCCAUCGCGUAUCCCGAAACAGAAUGGGGGGUCUGGUUUCUUCAGCUUGUGGUGAAACUUGUCAGCAUGUUACGUAUCGACAAGCUCAUCGAGCGCUUCUCGUCUGACAACUUCGCCGGAGAUUGGAAGCUUCCAGAUUAUCCUGAAUUGCAGCAUUAACUUGGAAGAGUCCAAUAUGGUGUCUCUAGAUGAUUGAUAGCCGAGAGUCAUUCGAGACGAGAGCUACGAUCAUCGACAUCGAGAGAAGGGACCAGGCAUAUGCAUUUGUAUUUUUAAUAACCUUACUUUCCACUUAACCAGUCACUUAUUAAUCCAAUUCUCCUUUAUAAAUG